This is a messenger RNA of Emiliania huxleyi CCMP1516, 1335 nucleotides long. RefSeq lists its product as hypothetical. Gene Ontology annotation, biological process: transmembrane transport. The record is from RefSeq and is a predicted model, not a curated record. The coding region runs from base 1 to 1335 and encodes 444 amino acids. The transcript is spliced from 7 exons. Gene Ontology annotation, cellular component: plasma membrane. Lineage: Eukaryota; Haptophyta; Isochrysidales; Noelaerhabdaceae.
AUGCGGCCCAUCCCCGGCCCGGCGCUGCGCCUGCGCGGCGGCCUCGGGCCGACACAGCUCUCCCGGCCCGCAGUCCCUCCGGCGCCGGUGACGGAGGAGGUGCCGUGGCUUUCACUCGGCCUGAGUGGUGCCGCGCUGCUCGCGCUGCUCCCGCUCCUCCUCUCGAUGCCGCGGCAGGCGGGUGUCACCGCGGGCGCGAUUGCCGUUUCGCUGCUGCAGAUGGCGGUGCUCGACGCUCCGCCGGAGCAGGCGCUGCUGGAGGGCGUGCUCGCGCUCGUCUGGUCCGGCGUCAUCACGCUCAAGGAGGCGCUAGCUGGCUUCGCCUCCGAGGGCGUCGUCGCCGUCGGAGUCAUGAGUGCGGCGACGGGCGGGCUGGCCUACAUCUCGCGCUUCCUCCUCGGCCGGCCCUCGUCGCGCCUCGCCGCCGUGCUCCGCCUCGUGCUCCCCACGAUGCUGCUCUCGGCGGUGCUGAACAACACGCCCGUCUGCGCGAUGCUCAUGCCCGUCGCGCGCUCGUGGGCCGCCUCCCUCUCGCCCGCCGUCGCGCCCAAGCAGCUGAUGAUGCCCCUCUCCUUUGCGACUAUGCUCGGAGGCACCAUCACCCUCAUCGGCUCUCCGGCAGGCGCCGCGUACAUGGUGGCAGCGGGCGGCUCGCUGCUGCCGGACGGAAAGAGCGCGCCCCUCGCGCCGCGCGCAGCGCCGUCCUCCGCUCCGUCUGCGGUGGCGGCGCCUCCUCGCGGCGUCGCCCGGCUGUGGCUCACUCUCGGCGAGCGGACUGGGACGACGUGCGCUUGCGGCCCGACAGGCGUCCUGACUGGGACGAUGUGCGUCGCGGCCGCCUCGCCGCCGCUCCUCGUCCCAACGGCCCUCUCCGCGCUGUGCGUGCUGAUGCGGCUCGGCUGCAUGGACCUCUCGGACGCGUGGGCGGCGGUCAACGGGCCGGUGCUCCUCUCGAUCGCUCUUUCCUUCGCGCUCGGCAAGGCCAUCGAGGUGCCCCGCACGGUGGCCUCCGCAGGCUCGCUCGCCCUCCUCUUUGCAAUCUACGCGGUCGCCAUCGCCAUCGGCGCCGUCAUCUCCAACAACGCCGUCGUGGUGCUCAUGUUCCCGAUCGUCGUGCGCAUGUCGGAGGCGUCGGGCGUGCCGUGGCGCGCCGCGCUCUAUACGCUGACCAUGGCCGCCUCCGCCUCGUUCUCCACGCCCGUCUCGUACCAGACCAACCUGAUGGUGUCGCGCGACGCCGACUACGCCUUCGCCGACUUUGUGCGCUUCGGCUUGCCGCUGCAGCUCGUCUGUAUGCUCGCCACCGUGCCCACCUGCUACCUGCUCUACAAGUAG